This is a messenger RNA of Loa loa (African eye worm), 1097 nucleotides long. RefSeq lists its product as hypothetical. The transcript is spliced from 5 exons. The coding region runs from base 259 to 708 and encodes 149 amino acids. Gene Ontology annotation, molecular function: calcium ion binding; enzyme regulator activity. The record is from RefSeq and is a predicted model, not a curated record. Lineage: Eukaryota; Metazoa; Nematoda; Chromadorea; Rhabditida; Onchocercidae.
AAAUUUUAGUUUCUGCCUGGAAAAGUUAUCUUUGCCAAGCCAAGUAUUUACGGACGAUAUCAAGGAAGCUGUUGUGGUGUACUUUACAAGGGCGUCUGCACUUAUUAAGCAAACUUGCUGUUAUUAGUGGUGAUUUUACGUGGUUUCCUCAUCAUUUACUUUAGUUACUUCCUUUCACGGACUUGAUCUCGUUUGCAUCUUUUUGGUGCGUUUCACGCUUUCUCGUCCUUUUGAUUCUUCGAAAAUUUCCGCGAACUAAUGGCCGAUCAACUCACUGAGGAGCAAAUUGCAGAAUUCAAGGAGGCAUUUUCCUUGUUCGACAAAGAUGGCGAUGGCACAAUUACAACAAAAGAGUUGGGUACGGUUAUGCGGUCGCUAGGCCAGAACCCGACUGAAGCCGAAUUGCAGGAUAUGAUCAAUGAAGUUGAUGCUGAUGGUAACGGAACGAUUGACUUCCCGGAAUUCCUUACCAUGAUGGCACGGAAAAUGAAGGAUACAGAUAGCGAAGAAGAGAUCCGUGAAGCCUUCCGAGUAUUCGACAAGGAUGGUAAUGGUUUCAUAUCUGCAGCCGAGUUGCGUCACGUUAUGACUAAUCUUGGUGAAAAACUGACCGAUGAGGAGGUGGAUGAAAUGAUUAGGGAAGCUGAUAUUGAUGGCGAUGGUCAAGUCAAUUACGAAGAGUUCGUGACGAUGAUGACGACUAAAUGAAUUUGUACGAGUAGUAACGACAGAUGGAGUUGUGAGAUCGAUCAAUAUCGUAUCUAUCCAUUCACCAGCAAAAUAGAGAGCACGAGUUUUUUUAUUUGCUGUCAUAGAGAAUCGUUCGCUCGUAUUUACGUUUGAAAAGGGAUUUAUGGAAACCUACAUGCUGUGAAAUUUUUAUGAACAAUAUUAUUAUGCAGAAUUGUGUUUUUACGUUUUUUUUACCUAUCUGUCUGCAAGGACAUGAAAUUUCGUCAUUCUCCUUUUUAUUCACACAAGCUCAUUAUUUCUUCAAGGUACAACUUGAAGAAUUAAGUACGAGCUUGCGAAAUUGGCUUUCCAGCUCUCUGUGAAUUUUACUAGCUCAUUAAGGUUAUUCUAUCCAUGACUUUCAC